Molecule: messenger RNA, 5197 nt
Organism: Dromaius novaehollandiae (emu)
Lineage: Eukaryota; Metazoa; Chordata; Aves; Casuariiformes; Dromaiidae
Gene: ADCK1
Product: aarF domain containing kinase 1
Exons: 12
Coding region: 401-2071 (556 amino acids)
Biological process (GO): protein phosphorylation
Molecular function (GO): ATP binding; protein kinase activity
Source: RefSeq, a predicted model, not a curated record
GCGCUGACGGGACGGGACGGGGCGGGGCGGGACGGGGCGGGGGGGGUGGCGCGGAGUCGCAGCCUGCGGAGGGGCCGGCGGGGGGCCGCUGCCACCGCCACCGCCGCGCCCAGGUGGCCGCUUGCGGCUGCGGGCCCCUUGGCGCGGUGCGGCCCCGCGCCUGCCCUUGCCGUGCCCGGCGCCGCCGCCCCGCCGCCGCCGCGGUGCGGUGCGGAGCGGAGCGGAGCGGUGCUGCGGGGCCUCGCCGCCCUGCUGAGCAGCGUCUCCGCGGCCUCCCGUGGCGGCAAGCGGGGCUCCGGCCUGGGCCUGGGCCUGGGCCGGAAACCCGUGUCGCUCGGGCUUCCCCGUGGCCCUGGUGCACGGUCGUGGCUCCGCGCCGAGGCGCUGGGGAUUAUCAGUCAUGGCAAGAAGGGUCUUGAAACUUGCCUCGUUGGCAGCAGCCACCACGGGUGUCUACCUGUAUGGCAACAAGUUCCUGGAUCCCAAUGAUUUUGGGGUUGUUCGUGUGGGCCGGGCCAUUGCCACAACAGCAGUUAUUACCUACGACUACCUCACCUCGCUUCGGAGUGUCCCAUAUGGAUCGGAGGAAUAUGACUUCCUCAAGUCACAGGUACACCUGCGCUCUGCUGAGCGCCUCCGGGAGCUGUGCUGCGCUAACCGAGGCACCUUCAUCAAGGUGGGGCAGCACCUGGGAGCGCUCGACUACCUGCUGCCUGAGGAGUACACCCGCACCCUCAAAGUGCUGCAUAGCCAAGCCCCACAGAGCACCAGGCAGGAGAUUGAGCAAGUCAUCCGUGAGGAUCUGGGCAAAGAGAUCAAAGAGCUCUUUGCGAGUUUUGAGGACGCUCCCUUGGGAGCAGCAUCACUAGCCCAGGUCCACAAGGCAGUGCUGCAGGAUGGAAGGACAGUGGCAGUGAAAGUCCAGCACCCAAAGGUCCAAGCUCAGAGCUCCAAGGAUAUUUUGCUGAUGGAGGUUCUCCUCUUGGUUGUGAAGCAGAUCUUUCCAGAUUUUGAGUUCAUGUGGCUGGUGGAAGAAGCUAAGAAGAAUCUGCCUCUGGAGUUGGAUUUCCUCAAUGAGGGCAGAAAUGCUGAGAAGGUAGCUCAUAUGCUCAAGAACUUUGAUUUCCUAAAGGUCCCCAGGAUCUACUGGGAGCUCUCGACAAGGCGUGUACUCCUCAUGGAGUUUAUGGAAGGGGGACAGGUGAACGACAGGGCCUACAUGAAAAGGAAUGGCAUCAAUGUCAAUGAGGCCUCCACUGCAGAAAAAGGUUCAGCCCUUUCAGAUCACUGCCCUUGUCAACCCUCCAGGAAAACUGCAUCACCAGGGGCAUCCCAAGGCUGCGCACUGGGGAAGAAGGUCUCUCGCAAUCUGGGGAAGCUCUACAGCGAAAUGAUCUUUGUGAAUGGCUUUGUCCACUGUGACCCACACCCAGGCAAUGUGCUGGUGAAGAAAUGCCCAGCCUCUGGCAAGGCCCAUAUUAUCCUCCUGGACCAUGGCCUCUACCAGGUGCUGAGCGAGUCAUUCCGCAUGGACUACUGUCACCUUUGGCAGGCCCUCAUCAAGGCUGACAUGAAGAGGGUGCAGAAGUACAGCCGGCGGCUUGGGGCAGGGGAUUUGUACCCUCUCUUUGCCUGCAUGCUCACCGCCAGGUCCUGGGAGUCUGUCAACAGAGGCAUUGACCGGUCGCCAGUCUCAGCCAGUGAGGACAUCGAAAUCCGGUCCAAUGCUGCUGCUUACCUACCCCAAAUCACCCAGCUCCUCAACAACGUCCCCCGCCAGAUGCUGCUGCUGCUGAAGACCAAUGACCUGUUACGGGGGAUCGAGUCAGCCCUGCAAACGCGGGCCAGUGCCAGCUCCUUCCUCAACAUGUCUCGCUGCUGCAUCAGAGCUGUCUCCACGUAUCAGAGGAGCAAGAGUCACUCGCUUUACAGGAGGGCCCAGAUCUCACUCACAGAAGCCCUGAGCCUGUGGCAGAUCAACUUGUAUGAACUCUUCCUGUGGCUGAAGGGGUCCCGGCUGGGAAACUGGGUCAUUGCUCUCCUUAGCCGGAUGCACCAUUGCACACACUGACGUGAACUGGUGGGAGAGGCCUGGGUGCUCGCUCUCUCCUGCUCUCCAUGGCACAUUUGCCUUUCUGACUGUUUAUGUCUAUUGCAGAGGCUAUUUUGGAGUCUUGUUCCUUGUUACAUGCUGCACUGUCCCUGCCUGUUAUAGCUUUCUCUGUGGCAGCGAGGGAUGGAGCUGGGUGCCAGGGCUCUGUGAUUUUAUGCUUUAGGAAAGGGAAGGGGGGGAUACGGUGUGCUGGGAAGGGCAGGAUAUUCGAGGGUCUCUCUGUUUCCCAUCUCUACAGGACCCUAGUGGCAAAUUCCAGUGGGACUGCACAGGAAACAAAAACCUUUCCAGAGGUUUUUUUUGAAUCAUCCUACAGAAUUUUAGAGAAUCACAGGCCCGCCUAGAAUGCCCCCAAAUAUUUCACAGCCCCUCAGAGAGAGGCAGUAAGUCCUUUUAAAAUCCGAUAGGGUUUGUAUUAGUAAUUGCAGAGUCUCCUUAGUCUGAUUUCUGUUCAGGUGUACAGAGAGUUUCUCAAAAAGGAAUAUGAUCUAGCAUAGAGCUGGCACUAUUGGAUUCACUCACAGUGCUGGGGUGAAGAGGAACCUAAUGGUGUGAGCAGUGGACUGGGAGCCUGGCUUUCUGAGGUUCGUCUCCAGUCCUGUCAGCAAGUGCCUCUGUGGUUUUGGACUUUUCCUGGCCUGUUUCCUCACAAGUGAAAUGGGGGAAAGGACAGUGGUCCUGCCUCUUACCCAAAAUUCAGGGAAGGCAGGAGGAAUGCCAGCUUAGUGCUCUGAAACUGCUGGUAAUGUCUGUGUACUGUACAGUGGUGCCACACAGCAAAAUAAAUGUGUUGCAUCAAAGACCUACAGGGGAGGGAUGCCCAGCUGUGCACUCAGGGUGACAUUUUGGCCUCUAACCUCAGUCCUGUUUCAGUUUCUCCACUGAGUGAGUGAUGUCAGGCAGUGCUGUUAACUCUUUACAAGCCAAAUGAAAUGCCACAUCAGUCCUUCCGCUGCCCAAGAGGUUUGUUCCACAUCCGGGUCCUCUGGUGCUGUGUCAGACAUGUGUUGGGAUAUGGUGAUGGAGCUGGUGUUGUUUUGCUGGAGUGAUGCACCACUCCUUGCCACCCAGAUCCAUGCUGAGCCUGCCUCCUGCCUGCCUGCAGGAGCAUGCUGCAGCCCAUCCGCGAGACGUCACUGUCCCCAUGCUGUGCACUGAGCAUUUUGUCUCAUCACUGCCUGUGACAUUUCACUGCUUCUGCUUCAGAUGAAAACCUGCCACUGGCUCAGUGGUGCAAGCGACAGGUCUGAUGGCUUUGACUCUGCAGCUGCAGGAUGGGUGCCAGAAAGUCUUGUCCAGAGGCCUCCCUUUUGCCAAGCAUACCUUGGAUCUUGGGAGAUGUCCCAGCUCCUUGUGAGGAUUCCUGUAGCCAGCAAGGGUGAAUGGAGGUGACUGCUUGGGUCAUUUCAGCCUUUCUCAAAAACUGUAUUGGUGAAUGAGGAGUCCCAUGCUGGGCACGGAGGAUGGGAUGGGAACUUGCCUUUGCUGUCAGCAAGCUUGUUAAGGUGAGGGUCAUUAAUAAGCCACCAGGCAGUGCCUCAGUGCAAGCCAUGAGAAUGCAUUUUCCCAGUUUGCAUUUUCCCAGUUUGCACAGGUGUGAGAACCCACCUCGCUGUGUGUCCAUUUGCGUGGGAAGGGAGGCAGGGCAUAGAAGUGUGGGUGAGUGCAUGUGUCAGUCCUUCGUGAUGAGCUAAUUCUCUUGCUGGCUGCGUGGGAGAGAGAAGGGAUGUAAUCCAGAAAAGAUACCUGACUCUGCCUGUGUGCUUGGGCAUGAAUGAGUCAGUAUUUGCAAAAGUGUCCUUGCUUGUGGCAGUGAUUGUGUGUGUGUGUGCUGUGCAUGUGUGCACACAGCCCUGUGGCUUAGGACUGCCCAGAAGGGGUGUCUGAUUGGUGGAGUUGUCAGUGGAGAAUUACUGAACAUGAGUUUUUGGUCUCCUGCGCAGACCAACUCCCUGACAUCAGCAUUAGCUUUCUGAGCCCUUUCUGUGGUGGGGGCAGAACCUGAAGCAACACACUCUCCUGUCUUUGUUAAGAGCAAGAAAAGGUGGCCAGGUAAGACCAAAUGUCCUGGCAAAGCCUGUCCCCAGCCUAUGCAAUGGCAGGUCGAGAUUAUCCCUACUUCUAGGCUGUGUGACACCAUCUGGGAAUGGAGUGGGGGUAAUUGCAGUGGUGAGACUCUAAGUCAACAAGGAAUCAUAGGAGCCCUCGGGUAUUGGUCCUGCAGCCUGUACAUGAAUAAUCUUUGCUCAAAUGAGCAAUCUCACUGAAUCAGUGCCUUGCUUAGGCAAUUAUAGCCUGUAGGCUAGCCACCGUGGGUGGACCUGUCUCAUUCUCUUCACAAAUAGAGAGCUCUGCUUGCAAUGUGGCUAGGUGCAUACAAUGAAGUCCAGGAGACCCUCUAGCAGUGGUCACGGACUGCAUGGCCCCUUGUAGCUGCCCCUGCAGAUGCCUUUGCAGUUUCCUGCGGACACAUCUGGACAGACUGACUGGAGUGCUGUCUGGGUCUCACAAACAUCUGUGUGUGAAAGCUCAUAUUUCAAUAAGACCCUCAUCAUACCCUUGAUUUCCAGAGGAUCCUGUGUGGUGGAGAGGCUUCCCGAAGCUGAUGUUUGCAUUAACCACUGAUUUUAGAGUUUACGGCCUCAGUUGAGCCUGUGCUUUCACACCACCUAAAUCCAGCCACACAAUUACUAAUCAUGCUGCCUGAGGAAGAUGCUAGCUCUAAACAUGGAAGGAAACUAACUAGCAGCCCCUCCGACUGUCAUUUUUGGCAGCGUGCAGCAGAUAGAGAGCAGCGCGUGUUUGAAAGAGCUUUGUCUAUUGGCAUUAGACUCUGCCAGAUGACUGCCUGCUUCAGUAUUACCAGUGGGACUCCUCAGACAGUUUUGCUCAGCCCUCACCCUUCCCCUAGCCAAUUGAUGAGGGUUUGCCUGAGGAAAGAACAUGCAAACACCCGGAGUUUGACCCUUUAACAUUCCUGGCUUGACUUUUUGCCGAAAGCUCUCAAAGGUGAAUGUGUUGAAAGGGUUUUGAAAAGACACCUCCUCAUCCCAAUUUGUGGUUGUCAAACAUGGGUAACCUGGA